This is a messenger RNA of Gadus macrocephalus (Pacific cod), 430 nucleotides long. RefSeq names its product vomeronasal type-2 receptor 1-like. Gene Ontology annotation, molecular function: G protein-coupled receptor activity. Gene Ontology annotation, biological process: G protein-coupled receptor signaling pathway. The coding region runs from base 1 to 408 and encodes 135 amino acids. The transcript has a single exon. The record is from RefSeq and is a predicted model, not a curated record. NCBI's taxonomy places the organism in Eukaryota, Metazoa, Chordata, Actinopteri, Gadiformes, Gadidae. Gene Ontology annotation, cellular component: membrane.
AUGUUUAGUUUCAGUGCACGGGCCCUGCGUUGGAUGCAGACCAUGACCUUUGCUAUCAGGGAGAUCAACCAGCGACGUGACUUGCUGCCUGAGCUGAGGCUGGGGUUCCACAUCAGAGACAGCUGUAACGAGGUCCCUGUGUCUCUGAAGGCCUCCCUGCUUCUGGUGAAUGGACAGCCAGGCCCCACAGCCAUCAGGAAUGGGAGUCUGUCAGUAGGGGAGCUUUCUGGCAAGGGUGAUCUGAUCAGUUUAGGCUCCAGGUCUCCAGUGUUAGGUUGUGCCGAUGUCACCCGGUCCCCGUCUCCUGUAAUCAUAGGAGAUGCAUCCUCUGGUGUGUCGAUGGCUCUGCUUAGAAGUCUGGGCCCCUUUCAGAUCCCCCUGGUGAGACUUUAUGAACAAUGUUCUUAAAGUCAUAUAUAUUACUUUUUAU